AUGCACCUAGCAGUCGCAUUGCCCUUUCUGUGUUUCAUUGCACUUACAGUGGGCAUGGUCAGCAAUGGCGCAGACCAUCUAAAGCGGCUCACGCGUUCACUACUGUUGCCCUCGCUGGACAAAGAGACAGCACCGUUGCUGACAUUUCUGGCCGGCUUUGGUAUACCGCUGGAGGACUCGCCCUAUGAGUAUGUCAUCUCCGGUUAUGUCAUGAGAAUGCAGUACUUUCUGCCCUACAGUGCAGAGCAGCUGAGCGAGGUUUACUUCAAGCCACAGCCCAUAACAAGUAGAAAAAGCAGCGCUAAGCGCAAUUUGGGUUGCGUAUACCGUUGGAUCUUUUAUCGCGGCAUUGAAAUGAUACUAGAGGACAUGCACUUGCCUGGACACAGCUGUCUGCUGCGCAUCAUCUGUGAGCAUGCAGCACUGCCCUUGAGUCACGAAAGUGGUUUACUCGGCGAGCUGCUGAGCAUUGUGCUCACGCCCUCCAGCUCCGUUGACCAGCUGCUGAAACAGCAGCACAGCGAGUAUUUGGUGGCGGAACGUUUUGGAAAGCGCGGUGGCAGCUGUGAGCGCGCUUAUGGUAAGCUAUGUCAGAAGUCGCCCAUGGAACUGAUAAGCGUGUUGUUAGCUCAUGAUUAG
Messenger RNA from Drosophila busckii, 639 nucleotides. The record is from RefSeq and is a predicted model, not a curated record. NCBI's taxonomy places the organism in Eukaryota, Metazoa, Arthropoda, Insecta, Diptera, Drosophilidae. The coding region runs from base 1 to 639 and encodes 212 amino acids. The transcript has a single exon.